CUGGUGCACUGCGCCUGCGCACGCCUCCCCAAGGAGUUCGCAGCGAGGGGCGGAGCUUGGCCCCCCAGUAACUCGGUCUCCAGGGACCGGGAAUAACAGAAGCUAGCUGAGAGCGCCUGCGCGGCCGUCGGUUGAGGGGGAGGUCGGGUCUGGGAAACUAGGCCCUGGGGUUUUCCCUGAGCAGGAGCGGUGCCCGAGGGCCUCAGGCAUCAGUCCAGGCCCUGAAUGGCUGGUCUCCAGCGGUUGGCAUCACAUCUGCCUGUGGGCGUUAUGCUUCCACAUAAUACAACAGAAGCUCCAGGGCCCCACUCAGCCAAGCAAGACUCUUACGAACAAAGUGACUCUUCCCAGCAGUCCUUGAAGGGGCACCUGAGGAACAAUUUCCAGAAGCAGCUUUUGAGCAACAAAGAGUUGACUCUGGAUAAAGUCCACACUCACCCCAAAUGGAACACAAAAGCCCAGAGCUACUCCUAUCCCCACUGUACUGGAAUCAGCCACCAAGAUGCAGGAAGUGAUUUCCAGGGCCAAGGAAAUGGUUUGUUUUACUCAUCAGGCCCUCAAUCCUGGUAUCCCAAAGCCAAUAACCAGGACUUUAUCCCCUUUACAAAGAAACGAGUUGGAGUGGACCGGGCGUACCCACUGAAACCCGUGGUCCACAGGAAGUUGUGCAGUACAGGUGAGUCUGGCACUGAUGGGGACCAGAAUGUCUACCCAAGGCCCCCUGAACUGAGAGAGUUUUCAUCCAGGAACUUUGAUGUGAGGAACCAGGUCAACUUUUCUGUGGUUGAUCCUGUUCUUGCUGCCAUGCAGGCGGAGAAGGCCUUGGCAAACUUGGACAGGAUGGAGUGGGUGCAGAUCCGAAGACUAGAAGCUGCAGGGGAGAGCUUAGAGGAGGAAAUCCGAAGAAAGCAGAUUCUCCUGAGAGGAAAGCUGAAGAAGACAGAGGAGGAACUCAGAAGGAUCCAGACGCAAAAGGAGCAGGCCAAGGAAAAUGAAAACAGAGAGCUACAGAAAAUUAUAUUCCCCAGGAGCAGAGUUAAAGGUAAUAACAGCAACACCACACACAAAGCUGUCUUCUCCCCAGAAUUUGAUUUUGAGGAAGAAUUUAGUAGAGACAGGAGAGAGGAUGAAACUUGGGAACGGUCUCAACAAAAUUCGAGUCCAUUCCAGCUCUCUGAUUAUAGAAUCCAGAGACUCAAAAGGGAAAGGCUGGUAGCAAGCAAUAACAAAAUUCGAGACCGAGUCUCAGAGCCGUCGAUGGAGAAGUUCUCCCCGCCUUCAGAAACACCAGGCGGUGCUUUGCAGGGAUCUGCCAGAAAUUCCAGCCUGUCCAUGGCACCAGACUCCUCAGGUUCCAGCGGCUCCACUGAAGAGCCACAGCUGGGUGAGUGCAGCCACUGUGGGCGAAAAUUCCUCUUGUUCAGGCUGGAGAGACACUCCAACAUCUGCAGCAGGAUACAGGGUUCCAAGAGGAAAGUGUUUGACUCCUCCAGGGCCCGGGCUAAGGGCACAGAACUAGAGCAAUACUUGAACUGGAAGGGGCCAGCUUCAGCCAAGGCUGAACCUCCUCGGAAGAACAACUGGAGACAGAAGCACGAAUCUUUUAUCCAUACGCUCCGCCAGGCUCGAGAGGUCCAGCAGGUAACUGCCAAAGGUGAAAACCGUUCACACUUGCCUCCCAUCCUGCCUGCAGAAAACCCAGACUACAUUCAGUGUCCUCACUGUAGCCACCACUUUGCUCCCAAGGUGGCUGAGCAACACAUUCCCAAGUGUAAGACCAUCAAGAACCGUCCUCCACCUCCAAGGAAGCAUUAUAGUUGAGCAGACAACAAUGGAAACUUUUGGAUAGGUCAGAAAGCUCUGCUUCUCUUCAGCAGUAAAUGGGAGUAGAAUUUGAUGCAAAGCAGAGAGAAAUCAAACAGCUCCCAGAUCUGCCUGCAGAGUUAAAGUCUGUGAGGAGAGAGCCACUGUUAAGCAGCAGGAGGCAGAAGGAAGCCCCAGCUUCCCACUAAAUUACAACCUUGGGCUGGUAAGCUUUAUGUUAUUGCCCUCAGAAUUGAUGGGUGAAGACACUGAAGAGUCGUGAGCAGGCUCCAUUAAAGCUCUCUUCUUGCAUGCCUGACUUGUGGUUUGUGCUAGUGAAGUGCCUGCAUCUGGUUGUGCCUUCCUGUCACUGCAUGUAUGUUCAGAGUUCUGUUAACUCUUGCUUUUGUAGAAGCUGGAGUUAUUAGGAUGUGUUGGAGUCAGAGGGGCAUGAUCACCCAGAUGGUAACUCUUAUGAAAGAUAAUAUAAUUUUGCUGUAAGGCAUUAUUAAUGGAAAUCUAUCCUUGGUCUCCCUGGUGCAUGAUCCUGGCCAAAAACCAAUACAAGUAUGUAAGGUUAAGGCACCAAUGUCUCCUAAACCUUCCCUAUGGUGUACUGUGUAAUAAAGGAAAGAUCUUUAUGUA
Macaca mulatta (Rhesus monkey) is the source of this 2448-nucleotide messenger RNA. It is a transcript of the gene ZC2HC1C, whose product is annotated as zinc finger C2HC-type containing 1C. The record is from RefSeq and is a predicted model, not a curated record. NCBI's taxonomy places the organism in Eukaryota, Metazoa, Chordata, Mammalia, Primates, Cercopithecidae.